Chroicocephalus ridibundus (black-headed gull) is the source of this 2533-nucleotide messenger RNA. Its product is annotated as tigger transposable element-derived protein 3-like. Gene Ontology annotation, molecular function: DNA binding. Lineage: Eukaryota; Metazoa; Chordata; Aves; Charadriiformes; Laridae. The record is from RefSeq and is a predicted model, not a curated record. Gene Ontology annotation, cellular component: nucleus. The transcript has 3 exons. The coding region runs from base 301 to 2229 and encodes 642 amino acids.
GGGGCGUGGCCGCCGAGGCACCGGGACCCACCGGACGGGAGGGGACAGGGCCCGGCCCGGGGACGGGGCCCACCGGGGCUCGGUCGUGCCCGGUACCGCCCGCCCGGCAUCCACAGGCGGCCCCGCCGCCGCCCCGUCUCCCCUUUCUCCCGGCCCCGCCGUGCGCCGUCAUCCCGGUGCGGCGCAUCGUUCAACCGCCGCCGUCCCCGCGCCGCAGGUGAGGCCUCGCCGGGAGCGGCACCGGCACCGGGAGCAGCACCGGGAGCAGCCGCCGCAUCCCCUGAGGACCGGCCCGGUGCCAUGAAGGAGGACCGUGAGCGUCCCGUUGCCCUGGGUUACGGCAUCACCAAACCCGACAUCCUGGCUGAGGUGGAGCGAGGGGAGACGGCGGCGGCGGUGGCGGGGCGCUACGGGGAGCACCGGAGCCCCCAGCCACGUGUGGCACCCACCGGCCCCUCCCAGGGAACGGAGGUGAAGAGCGAGGAAGGGGUGUCCCCGCCGCCUGCAUCCCCCCCGUCCUGCCACACCGGCCCCGGCUGCAGCUACUGUGGCGUCCCCGAGCCAGAACCGAAUCCCGAUGCCAGUAACGGGGGGUUCAUCGCCCCGCCACCCACCUUCGAGAGCCGCUGCCGCCGCUCGGCAGAGCCGCCGCUUGAGUGCGCCGAGUGCGGCCGCGGCUUCGGGCAGAAACCGGACCUGGUGCGGCACCGGCUGGCGCACGGCGGAGAGCGCGGCUAUGCCUGCGGCCGCUGUGGCAGAGGCUUUGCCGAGCCAGUGGGGCUGGGGGUGGUGGGCAGCCCCUGCCGCCCCACUCCCUGCCCCAGCCGCUCCCUGGGGAUGGUGGAGGGGGGACCGGCGGCCCCCCGAAAGGAGCGGAAGGAGCUGUCACUGACGGAGAAAGUGCGCGUCCUGGAGAUGCUGGAGGGCCCCAAGGUGUCGCAGAGCGAGCUGGCCAAGCGCUUCGGGGUGUCGCAACCCCAGAUCUGCCGCAUCAUCAAGAACAAGGAGCGGAUCUUGAGCGAGUGGCACCGCAACGGCGACCCGGAGCGCAAACGCAAGCGGGAGGGGAAGGACGCGGCCCUCGAGGCCGCCCUACUGCGCUGGGUGGAGGGCACCCACGCUGCUGACCUGCCCGGCACCGGUUCCCUCCUCCAUCUCAAAGCCAAACACCUCGCCGAGGCGCUGGGCCGGCCCGACCCGGAGCCCAGCGGCGGCUGGCUGGCACGCUUUGGGGCUCGCCACAACCUGGCCUUCAAGAAGCCGCCAGCAGAGAAGGGGGACGCGGAGCAGCCCACGGCCGAGCACUGGGCCAGCGUGGUGCUGCCCGGCCUCCUCCGCAGCUACGCGCCCUCUGAGAUCUACGUCUGCGGGGAGACGCAGGUCCUCCUCCCAACCGGCUGCCCUGGUAAGGGCGAGAGCGCCGGUGACCAGCUGACGCUCCUGCUCUGCACCAACGCCGACGGCUCGGAGAAGGCCCCGCUGCGGGCGGUGGGGGAGAGCCCCCGGCCCCGCUGCCUUCAGGGUGUCAACCUGGGGCAGAUGCCCUGGAGCUACCGCGCCGGCAGCCUGGCCGGCGUGACAGCCCCCCUCUUCACCGAGUGGCUGCGAGAGUUCAACGAGGGGAUGCGGCGGCAGGGGAAGAACGUCCUCCUCCUCCUCACCAAGCACGAGGCGCACCCCUACCUCCAGCUCUCCAACGUCAGGAUGGUCUUCGUCCCGCCAGCUACCGCCUUGGACCGCGGCAUCGCCAACGACCUCAAGGGCCACUACCGGCGCCGGUUGCUGAGGUGGCUGCCGGCGGAGCGCGGCGCGGGGCAGCCGACCCUCCUGGAUGCCCUGCACAUGCUGGCGCAAGCCUGGGGCGACGUGCGCCCGGGGCUCAUCGCCGGCUGCUUCCGUGCCGCCGGCUUCAGCCCUGACGCCGGUGCCAAGGCCUCAGCCCUCACCCCAGCAUCCGGCCUGCUCGGCCAGGAGGAGCUGGAACGCAACGGGGAGCCGGCGGAUGGGGAUGAGGGGACAUCGGAAGGCGAGGACGCAGGAGAGCUGGUGCAGCCCUGUCCCUCGGAGCGGGAGGUCUGGGGGAGCCUGGCCACGCUGCGGCGGUAUCUGGAGUGCCGGGCCACCUCGCCGGACCUCUUCCAAGCCUUCUAUGAGCUGGAGGACGUGUUGCACAUGGUGUCGGCCAGCGCCGGGCGAGCCCUCGUGGGGGACACCCCUCCCAAGCAGUGAGCGGAGCAGCCAGACCCGCUCACACCCGUGCCGGGGACCAGAGCUCAUCGGGGUUGUCACCGGACUGGCCUGGCCACCAUCCCCUGCGGCGGUGCCAGCUGAGUUGUGCCGUGGGGUUUGCUGUGGGUCCGUGUGGCGCAGGGGCAAAGCAGGUGCCCGGUGGGGGCUGUGGACCCACCACGCUUUGGAUGUCACCUGUUGGGGCAGUGCCGGGGGCUGGCGGUGGCAGCGCCGGGGACACGAACCCGCUGCCAAAACCUUCUCCCACGGGGUGGCUUCUGCAGGCAGCGGGAGCCGUCGUGGA